Enhydra lutris kenyoni (northern sea otter) is the source of this 3665-nucleotide messenger RNA. Its product is annotated as cannabinoid receptor 2. The record is from RefSeq and is a predicted model, not a curated record. Bases 1051 to 2133 code for a protein of 360 amino acids. Gene Ontology annotation, cellular component: membrane. NCBI's taxonomy places the organism in Eukaryota, Metazoa, Chordata, Mammalia, Carnivora, Mustelidae. The transcript is spliced from 3 exons. Gene Ontology annotation, biological process: cannabinoid signaling pathway. Gene Ontology annotation, molecular function: cannabinoid receptor activity.
CCACCCACCCCACCACCCACUCCCAGUCAGAGAGAAAAAUGCUGGCUCUUGGCCUCUAAUCUCAGCUUUUCACUGUAGGUGUAGUGACCACAGUCAGAGAGUCACAUUCUUUUCACCUCACAGGUUGUCCCUGGCUUUAAACACUAGGAACGCGGGGGCAGUUGUUACUAUGGCAUUCAUUUUCACUUCGUACUUUCAGUUCAGGUGGAAAACCCCCCAGGGGCAACUCCCUGCACCUUCCCACCACCACCCCCUCACCUGAAGGUUCCCUUCCCACCCACUCAGCCUAAGUCAGGCUGCAGGCUGCAGGCUGCGGCUUAGCCGCCGAGCACCAACAUGCUGUCUGACCAAAGCGUGUCAGGUAUCUCUGGGGCUUUGGCUUGUUCUAAGGCGGGGUGGCACUUGGCUGGUGGGGCAGUUCUCUUUCAAUUGUCCUUUUGUACAGAGUCAGUCACGAAAUGGUUUUGUCUGCCUCCGUCCUUCUUACUAUUUGGAACUCCCCGGACACGGGGUAAAAAACAUGAACACUUUCCCCUGACAAAUGCACAGGUGUAAAGUCUUACACACACCUGGAAAGAAUGGAGACCCCAUCACAGUGGACCCAGUGAAAAAGCCUCAGUAGAGGCCAUCCGCCAAUAGCUUUUUCCAAAGAGACUGGGACAGGUGUUGUCCUUGUCAUUUCAUAUGUGAGAAAAGGGGCUCAGAAAGUUGAAGGGACUUGCCCAGGGUCACAUGACCAGCCAUGGCAGAGGGUGGAACUAGUGGCCCUGCAGAGUCUCCCUCCGUGCUGGGCACUCAGAUGCCCGUCCUUGCCCAGGGAAGGAGGCCCGUCUAGGAGUCAGACAUUCUGAUUCCAGAAGGCCCUCCAUCCAAAGGCCUGCGUUUCCGGUCCUUAUCUAAUUUGGAUGAUGCCACAGGUCAGUGGCCAGACCAGACCUGGGUGAAGCUCAGCAUGCCGACAGCCACCACACCAGCCUCGCUCUUCUAGGCUGGACUCUGCGUGGGCAAAGGCUUCUUGACAAGCCCAGCAGGAGCCAAGGAACCUACCUCAUGGAGAGACGCUGGGUGAAGGAGGCAGCCAAUGGCUGUAAGGAUGGCUUGGAUUUCGACCCCAUGAAAGAGUACAUGGUCCUGAACGGUUCCCAAAGGAUAGCUGUUGCCGUGCUGUGCACCUCUCUUGCCCUGCUAAGUGCCCUGGAGAACCUGGCUGUGCUCUGCCUGAUCCUGUCCUCCCACCGGCUCCGCAGGAAGCCCUCAUACCUGUUCAUUAGCAGCUUGGCUGUGGCUGACUUCCUUGCCAGUGUGAUCUUUGCUUGCAACUUUGUGGAAUUCCAUGUCUUCCAUGGCAUGGAUUCCAAGGCUGUCUUCCUACUGAAGAUUGGCAGCGUUACUAUGAACUUCACAGCCUCUGUAGGCAGUCUACUAUUGACUGCCAUUGACCGCUACCUCUGUCUGUGCCAUCCACCUACAUACAAAGUCCUACUCACCCGUGGGAGGGCACUGGCAACCCUGGGCAUCAUGUGGGUCCUCUCAGCAUUGGUCUCCUACCUGCCCCUUAUGGGAUGGACUUGCUGUCCCAGUCCCUGCUCUGAGCUAUUCCCCCUGAUCCCCAAUGACUAUCUGCUGGGCUGGCUCCUGUUCAUUGCUUCCCUCUUCUCUGGCAUCAUCUACACAUAUGGGCAUGUCCUCUGGAAGGCCCAUCAGCAUGUAGCCAGCUUGGCUGAACACCAGGACAGGCAGAUGCCAGGAAUGGUGCGAAUGAGGCUUGAUGUGAGGUUGGCCAAGACCCUGGGGGUGGUGCUGGCCGUGCUUUUCAUAUGCUGGCUCCCAGUACUGGCCCUCAUGGUCUACAGUCUGACCACCACCCUAAGCGACCAGGUCAAGAAGGUCUUUGCCUUCCUAUCCUUGCUCUGCCUUGUCAACUCCAUGAUCAACCCCAUCAUCUAUGCCCUGCGGAGUGGGGAGAUCCGCUCCUCUGCCCACCACUGGCUGGCCCACUGGAGGAAACAUCUGAGGAGACUCGGACUUGAAGGAAACAAAGAAGUCCCAAGGUCCUCAGUCACUGAGACAGAGGCUGAUGUGAAAAUCACCCCAUGGUCAGAUUCCAGAGGACUAAACUGCCCUGAAUGCUGAUGAGUUUUCACAGUUUUAAAAAGCUGAGUCAGAGUCAUUUCACUCCCUGGAGGAGCAGCCUUGACCCUAUUGUCUUACUUGAGCCAGGCCCCAGAGGCUUGGACACUUAACCCCUUUCACUGAUGACUGAUGGCACUGACCCUGGCAGGUAGCCUGGCCAUGCCUGUUUGCAUGCAGACUGUUGGAUAAGCCCUGUGAGGAGUGGCAAAGUGGGCAAGAGGCUUGAGGAGGCUCGGUGCACGUUCAGGUUAGGAGAACCUCCCCUAACAAGAGGGCUUAGUGCUUGCAUCCUCCAGAGAGCGUGGGAGCCAGGUGGAGCCUUUAGGCUCAGCAAUGAGGGACUCAGAGGACAUCUGAGAAGAUGAAUGGAUUAUUUUCCCGGGAUCUCAAGAUGUCAGAUGGGAUGGCUGGCCAACCCUGUUCUUGCUUGAUUGUUGGGACCUCCUUGGUUCUAAGGCUAUAAAAGACCCCACUCUCUGGUCACCCUUUCUUACUGAGGACCAAAACAUUUGAUACAAUGAGGACCAAGGGUGAUGAUCCUACCUCUUUCAUAGGUAAUUGACAAGCCUCUAGUUCAAGGAAUCUUGUUAUUAGGGCAAUGGCCCCACUUGACUCCCUGAUAAUCUCCACUCACAGUCACUGUGACCUCCUAGGUCCUUGGGGAAUACAAGGAAGGCUGGGACUGGCUGACACAGAAUUUUCAGAGAAUUUUGUGGCCCCUCUGAAGUCCUUCCACUGGAAGCAGGCAAUGGCUCAGUCUAACUCCAAGAAAAAGGAAGACAUUCACUAAGAUUUUAUAAACCCCCAAAUCGUUCCCGGUUGCCCCUCAGUUCAGUUCCAUUUUCUGUUUGCAAGACAAGGUGCCCACUGUCCAUUCACUCAUGCACCCAUCUCACAAAUACAUGCCAGCCUUUGUGCUAAGUCCUGGUUGUGUGCCAUAAAUUAGACAGGUUCUCCCCCUGUCUAAUGAGGUUUACAUUCUACGUUUUGGUGGGAAGACAGCCACUAAAGAAGAUAAUUACUGGUAGUACAAUGAAGGAAAUCAUCAAGGUCAUGUGAUAGGGAUUAAUUGAGGCAACUUUAGGUAGGGUAGACCUACUCUGUGCUCUGGUCAUAAAUGCCAGCUGGUUUUUAUUGAAUCUUUACUAUGUGCCACACACUAGGAUAAGUACUUUCAAAUGAAGUAUUUUACUUAGUCUUCAGAAUAACCUGACCAAGAGGGUCUUGGUACCUUCAUAUUUUUUUGAUAAGGAAACAUUCAAGAUGCAAAAAUCACUCGCCUGAGAUCACACUGCUGAUAUGUACCCAAAGCUGGAGUUUCCAAAACCUGCCCCUCUUUACCACUAACCUCUUGGCCUAGUUCACUCAAAUUCUGCUUGAUUAGGAAUAAUACUCGAUUUCUAUAACAUCAGAUUGCUGCAACCUUAACUCAAUGUUAUUUCUCAGUAUACUUCAUUUUAUGUCCUGUAUUAAUUUCUUGGGGUUCCUGGCUGCCUCAGUUGGUGGAAUGUGCUAUUAUUUUAUCUCAUGGU